This is a messenger RNA of Saccharomycodes ludwigii, 3723 nucleotides long. It is a transcript of the gene CTS1, whose product is annotated as chitinase. Gene Ontology annotation, molecular function: chitinase activity. The coding region runs from base 1 to 3723 and encodes 1240 amino acids. NCBI's taxonomy places the organism in Eukaryota, Fungi, Ascomycota, Saccharomycetes, Saccharomycodales, Saccharomycodaceae. The transcript has a single exon. Gene Ontology annotation, biological process: carbohydrate metabolic process. Gene Ontology annotation, cellular component: extracellular region. The record is from RefSeq and is a predicted model, not a curated record.
AUGAAAUUUGUCAAUUUUGCAUUAUUCAUAUCUGCAAUAGCUACCAUUCUCAUAUCUACCGUUUCAUGCGCAUUCGAUGUAAAUUCCAAAAAAAAUGUUGUUGCAUAUUGGGGUCAAAGUGCAGUUUACUAUGAAAAUGGUGAAGCUCAAUCUUCUUUAAGUUCAUAUUGUUCUUCUGGAAAUGUUGACAUUAUUGUGAUGUCGUUUGUUAUUGAAUUUUUUCCAACUACCAUUAAUCUGGGGAACUACUGUGAUAGCACCACAUGUACAAAUGUCGCAAGCGAUAUUAAAUCCUGUCAAGACCAAGGCGUAAAAGUUAUGUUGUCUCUCGGAGGUGCUUCUGGUUCUUAUGGGUUCAGUUCGGAUUCCGAAGCCGAAGAAUAUGCCACCACUUUAUGGAAUUUAUUUGGUGCAGGGACAAGCGCUUCUAACCUCGAACGUCCAUUUAGUGACGCAGUUGUUGAUGGUUUUGAUCUAGAUAUUGAAAAUAAUAACUACGUUGGUUAUACCGCUUUUGUUGAUAAAUUGAGGGAUUAUUUUGCCACUGAUUCUUCGAAAGAUUAUUAUAUUUCUGCCGCACCACAAUGCCCAUUUCCUGAUUACAAUGUUGGUCCUGCUCUAGCAAAUUCCUUAAUUGACUUUGCUUUUAUUCAAUUUUAUAAUAAUGCUGGUUGUAAUGCUGACGGUUCCGAUUUCAAUUUUGCUACUUGGUCAAGCAAGGUGGAGAGUGGAGUCAUUAAAAAUCCGGACAUUAAAUUAUUUGUUGGCUUACCGGGUGCUAGUACUAGUGCUAGUACGGGUUAUAUUUCUGACUAUACCACUUUGCAGAGCAUCGUUAAUGAGGCUGCUGCCUAUGCGGAAUUUGGUGGUAUUUCCCUGUGGGAUGUUUCUUCUGCUACUGCUAAUACAAAUGUUGAUGGUCAAAAUUACAUUUUAGAUGUUAAGCAAGCACUGGCUGAUGCCGUAGUAGCCUCUUCUUCUAUUGCUGCUUCGAGUUCUUUAUCUAGUUCUAUUACUCCAUCCAGUUCUGUUCCUCCAUCAAGCUCUGUUGCACCAUCAAGUGCUACUGUUCUAUCUAGCUCCGUUGUUUUAUCGAGCUCUGUUCCCUUAACUUCUGCUAUUCCAUCAAGUUCUACUGUUCCAUCUAGCUCUGUUGUUCUAUAUAGCUCUGUUGUUCUAUAUAGCUCUGUUCCAUCUAGUUCUGCUAUUCCAUCUAGUUCUGCUAUUCCAUCUAGUUCUGCUAUUCCAUCUAGCUCUGCUAUUCCAUCUAGCUCUGUUCUAUCUAGCUCCGUUGUUUUAUCAAGCUCUGUUCCACUAAGUUCAGCUAUUCCAUCAAGUUCCGUUCUUCCAUCAAGUUCUAUUGUUCCAUCUAGCUCUGUCCCACUAAGUUCUGCUAUUCCAUCUGGUUCUGGUAUUCCAUCAAGUUCCGUUCUUCCAUCAAGUUCUAUUGUUCCAUCCAGUUCUGUUCCUCCAUCAAGCUCUAUUAUACCAUCAAGCUCUGUUGUUUUAUCUAGCUCUGUUGCUCCAUUAAGUGCUACUGUUCUAUCUAGCUCCGUUGUUUUAUCGAGCUCUGUUCCCUUAACUUCUGCUAUUCCAUCAAGUUCUAUUGUUCCAUCUAGCUCUGUUCCACUAAGUUCAGCUAUUCCAUCAAGUUCCGUUCUUCCAUCAAGUUCUAUUGUUCCAUCUAGCUCUGUUCCAUCAAGUUCUAUUGUUCCAUCUAGCUCUGUUCUAUCUAGCUCCGUUGUUUUAUCGAGCUCUGUUCCACUAACUUCUGCUAUUCCAUCAAGUUCCGUUCUUCCAUCAAGUUCUAUUGUUCCAUCUAGCUCUGUCCCACUAAGUUCUGCUAUUCCAUCUGGUUCUGGUAUUCCAUCUAGUUCCGUUCUUUCAUCUAGCUCUGUUCCACUAAGUUCAGCUAUUCCAUCAAGUUUCGUUCCCCCAUCCAGUUCUGAUCUAUCCAGUUUUGUUCCUCUAUCAAGCUCUAUUAUAUUAUCAAACUCUGUUGUUUUAUCUAGCUCUGUUGCUCCAUCAAGUGCUACUGUUCCAUCAAGUUCUACUGUUGUAUCUAGCUCUGUUCCAUUAACUUCUGCUAUUCCAUCUAGCUCUACUGUUGCAUCUAACUCUGUUCCACUAAGUUCUGGUAUUCCAUCUAGUUCUGGUAUUCCAUCUAGCUCUGUUCCAUCUAGUUUUGCUAUUCCAUCAAGUUCUAUUGUUCCAUCCAGUUCUGUUUCUCCAUCAAGCUCUGUUGUUUUAUCUAGCUCUGUUGCUCCAUCAAGUGCUACUGUUCUAUCUAGCUCCGUUGUUUUAUCGAGCUCGGUUCCCUUAACUCCUGCUAUUCCAUCAAGUUCUCCUGUUCUAUCAAGUGCUUCUAUCACAUUCGGCCCUUCUAUCCCAUCUAGCUCCGUUGUUCUAUCUAAUUCUAUCCCAUCCAGUUCUAUUCCGUUAAAUUCAGUGACUGAGUCUAAUUUAGCCAUGUCAUCUAGUUUUGCUGUCUAUUCUAAAUCCGUAAUUGUAUCUUUUAGUACAAUUACUAGAUAUAGCACAAGUGCCACCCCAUCCAAUUCUGUAGCCGAUCUCAGCCUAAACAAUAUUGAAUAUAGUGAUGUAGUUUCAUCUAGUUCCUCAGCUUUAUCUAACUAUCAUACAUCAAAUUUGGAGGUUUCUUGUAGUUCAACAAUUGUUUUAGUGCCCACUACUAGUUUAACUACUUAUACUAGUUUAGUGCUCCCCACUACAUCGUCAGGCGUUUCAAGUAGUAUUUCCCUUGAUGAUUAUUUUGCAGUUUCUUCUAAUUCUUUAAGUGGAAUUAUUUCUUCGGCUACAUCACAGUUUUCUAUUUCCUCUUUUCAAAUUGCUAUCCCAAAUAGUAAAUCGAGUUUUUAUUCUGUUACGGCUCUAACUCCUGUCACUACUAGAAAAACUGCGGUUCUAACUCCUACGGUAUCCCUGAUUACCGAUUUAGACAGAGAAACUCAAGAAUUUGCUCCAACUAUUACCACUACUUAUCCAAAAAACGAGUUUGUUACUGAAUCAUCCUCAGAUAUUUUGUUUUCUACUGCUGCCACCAUUUCGGAAUCAUCAUAUGUGUUAGCUACUUCCUUCACUUCUUGUGUUUCGUCUGAUUUUUCCACUAGUGUAACAAGGGAUGAGUUUGACUCUUUUACUAAUUCUUUGAAGGUAACAUCUAGUGUUGAAAACAGCAUUGGAAGUUUUUCAACUUUAGCUGCCUCUAACGAAGCUGAAAAUAUGGAAACAUUAGUCACUAUCGUUGCUACUGCGACAGCUUUUACCACUAUAGUUACUCCAAGUGUCACAACUGAAAAUGUUACUGUUUGUAAGAAUAAUUAUUGUAGUGAGUAUUUAGUAACUUUUACUUCUACCGAGAGCAAAGUUUUGUACAGUACGGAAGCUGUGAUUGGUUACAAAACGAUCAUCACCUCCAGUGCAAAUGCCGUUCAAACCCCACAAUUGCAGAGUAGUGUUAGUUAUUCCAAUUCAACAUUAUUAACUACAGUACUUACCUCUAUUUCUCAGCAAACACCGAUAAUACAAGCUCAAAAUAGUAACUCUACUGAGCCCGUUUCUACAGGAAACUAUAUUUCAUCUACACCAACACCAUCUGUUGACGUACAAAGUAUCAAUGGUUCUAUUUCGAUUAUCAAUAAUGUAAAAACCACUUCUAUUUUUACUAUAAUACUCUCUAUUAUUACUGUUAUAUUAAUCUAG